Messenger RNA from Mytilinidion resinicola, 2109 nucleotides. RefSeq lists its product as uncharacterized. The transcript is spliced from 4 exons. NCBI's taxonomy places the organism in Eukaryota, Fungi, Ascomycota, Dothideomycetes, Mytilinidiales, Mytilinidiaceae. The record is from RefSeq and is a predicted model, not a curated record. Gene Ontology annotation, molecular function: amino acid transmembrane transporter activity. The coding region runs from base 256 to 2010 and encodes 584 amino acids. Gene Ontology annotation, cellular component: vacuolar membrane. Gene Ontology annotation, biological process: amino acid transmembrane transport.
GCCUGUUAUCAAUUACGUGGUCGGGUGGUAUGAUCAACGAGAUUGGUCGACCCCAGGGAUAAAGCUUCGACUCGUUCCAUCCCGCGAAACAAGCUUCCUUUCCAGAGACAAGCUUCAAAGUGGCUGCCUCCCAAGAGCCUAGCUUCGACCGGUAUCACGUAGUCAAAGCUUGUCAAGUUGCAGUGGAGAUAUUAAUCGUCUGCCCGUCUCUCGAGAAACCACCUUCACCCUCUAUCCUGCCUUCAACAAGACACAAUGGCCGAAAAACAGGAGCCCAUCGAUACCCCGCCUUACUCCGAACAGACGGGGUCGAGCACGGCGAUCAAACCGCAAUAUCGCAAGCCGCACGAUUCGGCCGUCACGUUCGAAGAGUAUCACUAUUAUGCGCUCAGAACAAGAGAAGAAGAAGAUGCUUCCGAAGCUCCAAAAGCCAAUUGGAAGGAGAUCGUGCUCCGCAAGAAGAACCCGCACCCUCUCGGAGGCGCCAAUCCCGCGCUGCAGACUGCUCAUGAAUCCACGGUGCAAGAAGCCUCAGAGCAUCUUCAUAUAUCGGAUGAGGAGUGGACAAAUGCGAGUCGCGCAUUUAGAACGGCGUCAGGAGGGGCUUGUUUCUACUUGAUCACCACAGAUGUCUUGGGGCCCUAUGGAGUAGGAUUUGCGAUGGGUACUCUAGGCUGGGGACCAGGCAUUGCUCUAUACACCGUCUUUGGUUUCAUGGCCGGCUACUCCGGUUAUCUCAUCUGGAAGGUCUUCCUGGGCAUCGACAGUUACGAAUUUCCAGCGAGGAACUACGGAGACCUUGGGUUCAGAACCUGGGGCACAAUAGCUCGACAUGUGACCAAUGUCAUGCAGGCGAUCGGAUUACUCCUGCUCCUCGGUCAGGUUACCAUUCAAUUCGGCGAAAACAUCUCUCAGGUGUCCAAGUUCAAGCUGUGCUACGUUGUUUGCCCAGUCAUCUUCAUCGCCGUCGGCUUUAUGCUGUCACAGAUCCGAACCCUCAAAGCCUACGGAUUGAUAGCAAACUUCGCAGUAUGGCUAAACUUGUUGGUCAUCUUCAUCACCAUGGGUGUAAUCGCAAACUCGCCUCCAAAUUUCGCGAUCUCUGUAUUAGGUUCAGCUGGUAGCGCCGUGGAUCCCGAGAGUAUCGCACCAGACGACCAGGGAAAUUACCCCUCAAUUAUUCACUAUGCUGGUAUGCCUACAAACUCAUUGGUCGGAUCAAUUAAUGGCUUGUUGUCCGGCGUACUGGCAUAUUCUGGCGCCCAACUUUUCGUGGAAUUUUUGGCCGAGAUGAGACGGCCUCGCGACUUUCUCAAAGCAAUGUGGGGGGCGCAGCUCUUCAUAUACACCGUCUAUCUCGUAUAUGGAUGCUUUGUCUAUCACUACCAAGGCCAGUACAGCUUCCAGCCGAGCUACCAAGGUGUUAGCCCCUACGGAUGGCAGACUGCUGGCAACAUGAUCUCCCUGAUCGCCGCCCUCAUUGCUGCUGGGCUCUACGGCAACAUCGGCGUCAAAGUUCUUUACAACAAUGUCCUCAUAGACAUUUUCCAUGUGCCGUCCCUCACUACCAAGCGUGGGAAAUUCUUCUACGCUGCCAUAGUUCCGGUUUGGUGGGCCAUUGCGUUUGUAAUUGCCGGAGCCAUACCGGACUAUUUCGGUUUCGUCGCCAUCAUCUCUUCGUCCAUGUUGCUGAACCUAACAUAUACGAUGCCUCCGUUCUUUGUUCUGGGAUACGACAUACAGAGACACGCCAUCCAAGGCGAUGGUUUCGACCCCGUGACAGGGCACGUAAUGAGAGAAGAGACUACCGUCGGGCGGUUAAUACGCGGCUUCACCAGCGGUGGCAAAUUCCAAGUUGCCAUGAACAUAUGGCAUGUGCUGUACUUUUUGUGUUCGUUGUCUAUGUGUGGCUUGGGCAUGUAUGCCGCCAUUGUUGGUAUGAUCGACGCAUUCAAGGUCCAUCAGUUGAACACGUUCUCCUGCCGGUCACCACUCAACUUGAACGCUUAGAAGUAGAACACUAGAUGUUUUUUCCAUCUAUCUACGCUCGCUAAUGCUUUUGAUACUCCAAUUUGAGAGAAUGGAGGGAGGUCAGUUUCAGUGGGGGAG